GUAGCGCGCGAUGUGGCUGCGCGGUCGGACCGAGUGGGGUGAUCACAGAGGACUAGGAGGCUGCCGCCUGUUUUGUGCUUUGGAUCUGCGUACGCGGCAGCCGAGGUAAAGGAAUCUGCUCACUUCUUCCGCGUGGCGGUGGGUUUGUGUGUUUGUCCGUCCCGCAAACACCUGACUCAAAAAGGAAGCUUUAUAUGUAUUGCUAAUCCUUGGUUUUAGAAGGCUGCCUUGCGCUGGGAUUUGUGGUUUUCCAGGCGUGACUGUCCAUGCCUGCCUGUUAUUAUUGUCAUCUUCCAGAGAGGGGGGAGCGACUAAGUCUCGGGCUAAGCGAUCCUGUGAAGGGCUGCAGCUCAGGGGGAGAGCACCGGUCUUGCAAGCAGAGGGCCUCGGGUUCAAUUCUUCUCCCGGCAGGGCUAGGCGAGACUUCUGCCUUAAGCCCUGCAAGGCUGCUGCCAGUCCGAGUUGGCAAGGUGGACCAGUGGCCUGACUCUCUGCAAGGCAGAGUGUUCCUAAUCACUUCUCCAGAUAGCGAGCCUCUCUCUCCCCCUGCCUAGCCCUUUCCCACCUGCAAUUGUGAUUAUUGGCCUACACUGCAAGGCUGUAGAGUUUACCCGCUGAAAUGCCGUCUAGGUUGGCUUGCAUUGCAAGAUGCCUGGCAGGACUUCUCUCUCUCUGCCACUCUGGAGAGCAUAGCUGUCAACUUCCCCCUUUUCUUGCAAGGAAUCCUAUUAGGAAUAAGGGAAUUUCCCUUAAGAAACGGAAGCGUUGACAGCUAUGCUGGAGAGUGACAUUGCUUUUCAUGGGGAGUGUUUUAUGCGUUGAGAUACGGCACCCUUCUGUCUCUGGAGAUAAUGGCUUUGGGGGGAAGUCAAAUCAUUGGAGAGCUACAGCUCUUGCUGUGACUGCAGAGACUGAUAUGAGACAUGUUUUAUUGCAAAUGGGCAAAUAAAGACGUCCGGUUGUGCUGCUGCAGAUGCGCCACGGCGUUUUCUUCUCUCUGCUCUCCUCCCAGCAGUUCCUCCUCUGGUCACUGCUGUGGUUACAAGACCUGAAUGUCCGUCUCCAGCUGCUGCCGUCUGCAAGGGAUUCCUACACAGCUGGGUUGAUGUUGUCAGCCUUCAGUCGCAGUUGCAGACAUCUUUUGUAGUGCAAAGCUGGUCUGCCAACGGGUCAGGCACCUGAAGCCAACUCCUUGUAAAGCGCCUCCUUGGAGAUCCAUCUUCCAUUCUGUGUGCAUGACCGAGAUCGGCAGAGACAUCUCUGAGACAGGAGUGCAAACAUGCUGGGAAUGUGUGCUUGGGAGAGGACGUCUUUGUUUGAGAAUCUGUCCUGCCCAAAAUCUUCCCGAUGCAGAGCAUAUGGAAGGCAUUGAGGUGUCUGUCGCUCCUGGCAGGUGCCCACAAUUCACUUCCAUAAAGCAGCAUGCUUGGUGUGUAGGCUUGGCAUUGGCCAUUAUUAGCAUCCCCUUCUCCCAUACCCUUUUGGAGAGGGGAGCCAUUGCCGUAGCUGCCUUGCCCAAUAUGCUUGUCCAGCACAGCGUUGUUGGAAAGGUUGCUGGUUACAAAGGAGCCCAGGUAGACAAAACUGGCUACCACCUCAAGUGUGUGGUCACCAGGGCUGAUGUGUGGAGUGCCGGCGACGUCCUGACAGGGGAUGUUGGCCUUCGUCAGGCAGAUAGUGAGGCUGAACUCCAUGCAGGAUUGGGCAAAAUAGUUGAUGAGACUCUAGAGCUUUCUCAGAGUGCGCUGUCAAGGCUGCGUCAUGUGCAAACAUCUUUUGGGGUGGAGAUGUGCCGGGCUCAACAGCCCCCCCCCCCCGUUGCUCUUUGAAUGGAACUAUGUACAGUGGUACCUCGGGUUAAGUACUUAAUUCGUUCUGGAGGUCCGUUCUUAACCUGAAACUGUUCUUAACCUGAAGCACCACUUUAGCUAAUGGGGCCUCCUGCUGCUGCCGCACCGUCGGAGCACGAUUUCUCUUCUCAUCCUGAAGCAAAGUUCUUAACCUGAAGCACUAUUUCUGGGUUAGCGGAGUCUGUAACCUGAAGCGUAUGUAACCCGAAGCGUUUGUAACCCGAGGUACCACUGUACUGUCUUCUGUCACCCUGAAGACACAGGAGAGCAACAGGAAUAAAAAUAUGCCAAAGAGAUUUGGAACGAGAACACGGCCCUGUUUCAGUAACUGCUACGAAGCUCAGUUGUGUGUGAUAUAAUGGUGCCUCUGAGCACAUGCAGAGUACCUUCCCUCACCAGCCAGUUAAUCUAAAACCAGCCCCUGUAUAUCUGAUAAAUAACAGCAGGGGGUUCUGAGGCAGUGAGCUCCCCUGGAUUUCUGCCCAUUACACACACAUUACACAAACUAGUCAUGGGCUAAUGGCUGAUAUAUCAUUAACCCAUGACUGCUUUUUACCAGCAGUGACUCCUGGGUGUGCUUGCUUUUACUGGCUGUGUAAUGGGCAGAAAUCCAGGAGGUAAAAGAGGACCUUUUUCUGGAGUUAAAGUGUGUUUUGUAAUGAAUGUGUGUUCACUCUUACGUUCACGAGAAGUUCACAUGCAAAAGGAAUAAAGAAAGGUUGGUUUAGUACAUGAAAUGAAAGUGACGGUGUGUCUGGAUGCUGAUUCAGACGGCCAAGUUACAAUACAAGCAGGCAUCAACUUGUACAGUAAAUGCACAUCUUGAGUGAAAAGAGGAUCCUUAAGUAUUCCAAAAGAGAAAAUGAGUGACAGGACUCAAAAGUAAAGCAAGAAAGAGAAGAGGGAGGGCAUAUCUGUCCUGAGGCGAAGGACUUUUUUAAAAUGACCUUGGCUUUCAAUAAAGCCUCACUUACACCAUAUAUUUAAAGCAUUUUAAACUCUCAUUGCUUCCUCCAAAAGAUCCUGGGAGCUGUAGCUUCUUAAGGGUGAUGAGAGUAGUUAGGAAUUCCCCAUCACCACCACAGAUUCUCCAGCCAGAGCUAAAAUUCCCAGAGUAGUUAACAACCAGUCCUCCUUCACAGGAAAUGGUUGCAAGCACAAACUGUUGGAGCUUUGGUGAGGGGGUGAUUGGCCAGUGACUGCGGUGUCACAAACACACCACUUCCCCCCGACCUUCUUGGUGCAGACUUUGCAAUUCUUCUUUAAAAUGUUUUGUGGGCUUAAGGAAUAAAAUAAAGUGGGUUUUUGAUAAAAAUCAUUAUAAAUAAGCAAAUGUAUAUGCUGCCUUUUAAAAAAGGGUUUAAAAAAGCAAGACCGAUGCAUGAAAUGGUGUUAGAUAUGCUGGUCUGUGUGCCUCUGUCUUUGCAGUUGAGCAUCCUGGCAAGCUGCAUGCUAGCACCACAGCUUGGAGCCCUCACUCUAGGGUGCAUUUGCUUUUAUCCACCAUGUGCCAUCCCAUUUGACACUGCUUAGCUGGAGCAGACCAAAGGUCCAUUCUUGUCUCUAGCUGGAGGCUGAGUCAGUUCACAGAAUAAACAAGAAGAAAGCAGUGCCCUUAAGAACUCAGUUUUAAAAAAACAAAAACAAAAUUGAUGUUUAAUUUCAUGUAACUAAACAUACCCACGCAAGGAAUACAGAGUUUAGUAGUUGUUAAGAAAACAACAAAAAAUGGAGGCUGUUAGUUGUCGUUUUAGACGUUCCAAGAAAGGCAAUCGAAUGAAAGUGUAUAACAAAGUUAUGCCAAGCUUCUGGAAUUUGGCUUCUAUUCUGUAUGUCUAAGGAAUUAGUUUUAGUUCAUUUUGUGUGUACGGCAUUGCUGGUAAACUUACGAGUCCCCCCUCUUCUUUCACAGCAAAAUUGGUGAUAUUCCAAUGAAAGGGGGGAAAGUAAGGAAAUUUGCCUGGUUUUUUUAAUCCCCUCUCCUUUGAGGGAACAAAAACCAACUAAUUUAAUGGGCGAUCUUAUCACUAGACUCCCCAGCUGCUCUCCACGAAAUGGAAGGGUGGUAGUUUAUAGGAAGGGCCUUGUCUGAUUUGCACAUCAAGGAACUUCUGAUCAGCUUCCAAUGAGCUCUCUGGCUUUCCCAAGACACAGUUUGAAACUCAGUAAAGCAUGAGACUGUUCUGUUUUAAAUCUGGAAGCAAUGGAUAGCUGGACGGCUACUGCUAGACCAAAACAUUUAAUGGGCUGGGAUCAAUUUGACUUUACCCAGCACUAAUGUAUGAGUAUCAUCCACUCCAGUGGGUGAAGGCAGCCUUCAACUGUUACCGGAAAAAUCCGAGGGCUCCCUUGGACAAAAAGUAAAGACACCAACCAGAGUAAAUUGGAGCAAAUCAGCAGCCUGUAGGCUUGGCCUUUAUUGAACUGUUGCAACAGGGUGCUCCCCUCACUUGCAGGAGAGAGGAAAAGACAGAGAAAAAUGGUGUGCAAGACCUUAUAAAAACUUUUGAAAUUCCCACCCUGUAGAUCAAGCCCACCCCCAGAAACAUUCAUACAUCACAGAAAGGAGGGGUUGAGGGAGGGGGGGUGGUGGUAACCUGAGUGUCCUGUCACCUGGCUGGUUCCCUUCUCCCCUUCCCCAUGAGUCAUUUUCAGAAGACAAAAGGUAGUUGCAGUUUCCUGCCCCCUGAGGGGGAAUCCAAUCACUGUUCUUUUGUUAUAGUCCGUGUUGAAUCCACUCGUGUGUAUGCAGUCAGUUGUGUUGUUGAUGGUCUUCUGUCUGAGACCAUCAGGGUUGGCAUAGCAACUGGGCAGGGCUCCUGUGGAUGUGCUGCUAUGCUCAAGGGAUUAUGGUGGCCUGUAUCAAACCUUUCCCCAUUUUGUAGUCCUUCCUUCAUGGAGUAAAAUAAAAGUGGAACAGUGCAAAUCCGAUGUAUGGUUGAUUUUCUAUGAAUUUAUAACAGAAGUGUAGUGUAUGUAGUGUGUGAGUGUGAGUGUGUGUGAAGUUUGUACAAACGGAAUGAUUGGGGGGGGGUUCCUGCUACACCCCGUACCUGCCGUCCUUCAGAAGUUUUGGAUUCCCAGCUGUCAUUAGCCCUAACCAGUAUGGACAGUGGUCAGGGAUGAUGGGAGCUGUAGCAUAACAAUAUCUGUGAGGCACUAGUUUCAGGAAGGCUGUGUUAAGGGAGACAGCUGCUUUGUUACUUCCAGGAAUUAAAUUUAAUUCAGUGUGGGGGGAAUUAAAGAGUGUGUUAGCAAAAUAGAGAAGAGUUUUGAUUUACUGUCUUGGUUUUCAUUUUCCUUCUCCACUCAGGUUGACAGUAAAGAUGUGAAGUGGCAUGGAACUGCCGCUCAUCACCGUCCUGGCGUUGCAUUUGGCGAUCCUGGCUCAUGCGAAACCUCCCAAGGCAUCUCUUUGCCAGAUCUCCCUCAAGGCGGCUACUUGCCGAGGUCAGAACCUGCUCCGAGUCCCUAGGGAUCUCCCAGGCACUCUGGAAUCAUUGGACCUAUCUUACAAUAAGAUUCAGCAGGUCACCCGCGGGGAUUUCUCCGCCUUGACUCAGCUGAAAAGCCUCAAUCUGGAUUUCAACAACAUCAUGUCUAUCGCUGACGAUUCCUUCGCCUCCAACGUGCUCUUGGAGCAGCUCAAACUCUUCAACAACUCGCUGAGGGAGAUCCCGUCUCAGGCGCUGAAACCGCUGAGGAAUCUGAAGGUGCUGGAAAUGUCAAACAACUUUUAUCCCCGCUCGGCGUUGGACGGCGUGUUCGGCACUUUGAAAAACCUUGAAACCCUCUCCAUGGGGGGCUCUGCUGUCCACAUGGUGGGAAGCCAGGACUUCCUUCCUCUGAAAGACACCCCGUUGAAAAAGUUUGCUCUGAAAACGGCAGCCAGUUUGCAGGAGUAUCAACAGGGGGCCUUUUCCAAACUCAACACCACCGACUUGUGGUGCGACAUGUCGCUGGACGGACACACAGAGGUCUUGCCGCUGCUGCUGCGGGACUUGAGGGGAAGGCCUCUGCGAUACCUCCAUUUCCGCAACCUCUUUGAGUUCACGUACUACACAGGCUCUACAGACCUCUUCCACGACUUGGCUGGGGUGGAGGCCACAGAGCUGGUCUUCCGCCGGGGGAAAUUCAACGAGAACCUGCUGCGUCUGAUCCUGCUGAACGUCCGGAGGUCUCGUGUGCAAGACCUGUCCUUCAUAGCUAUCGAUUUUGCGCGGUCGCCCAAGUGGAAGGCGCCGGAAGUUGGCAUGGCCAACCUCACCCUGCGGCGGUUGGUUCUGGCGGACAUCAGCAACCCGGACGUCCUGCGUUUCGACUGGACCUUCAUGUGGUUUGCGGGCGUGACGUACCUCUCCAUCAUCAACGUCAACUUCAACAUGGUGCCUUGCGACGCCUGGAAGGAGAUGAGGAACGUGGUGGCUUUGAACGUCUCCAACAACCGCUUGCAAGAUGGCUACGUCUACAACGAGGCCUGCCAGUACCAGGGCACUCUGCCCAAGCUGGAACAGCUUGACCUCAGCUACAACUUACUAGUCCACCUGAGCACUCUUGCAAAGUUGACCUUCAGUUGGUCCCGACUCGCCAAACUAGACCUGACCCACAAUCACAUUGGGGGCUCAGGUCUGUCCCCCUGUACAUGGACUCCCAGUCUGGUUUGGCUGGCCCUCCCUUACAAUGCAGUUACCACGGAAAUCUUCCAGUGUCUCCCCACUACUUUGCGCUUUCUGGACUUAUCGUAUUCCCAGCUGGAACGGCUAGAUAUGGGCUACUUCGAGGUCGCUGUUGACCUCCAGGAGCUACUGCUGAGUGGGAACAAGAUCAAAUUCAUCCCUACAGAGUGGAGAUGCCCAAACUUGAGGGUUCUGGAGUUGGAUGGCAACUCUUUUGGCGUCAUCAACAAAGGAUCCUUUGUCAACAUGCCUCGUCUUGCUCAACUGAAGGCGGGCAACAACCCUUAUCACUGCAUCUGUGAUCUCUACAGCUUUGUUCAAGAGACACUGAGGAACGGAAAACUCAGGCUGCUGGACUGGCCGGCUGGAUGGACCUGUUACCACCCUGAAUUCUUGUUGGACACUGCGGUGGCGGCUUACGUCCCGAGGGUGACAGAGUGUGACGUCACAGUGGUGGUGGCCAUUGCAGUCUCCAUCACAGCUGCGGUGCUGAUUGCCUGCAUGGUUCUGUGCUGGAGGUUUGAUGUUCCGUGGUAUCUCAAGGCCACGUUCCUGAUCGUCCGCUCCAAGUACCGAGCCGGCCGCUCCCAGCUGUCGCGGCAGUUUGCCUACCAUGCCUUCAUUUCCUACAGCUGCUCCGACGCCGAAUGGGUGAGGCGAGAGCUCCUGCAGAGGCUGGAGGCUUCCCGCCCGCCGUACCGCGUCUGCAUCCACGAGCGCGACUUCACGCCGGGGCGAUGGAUCAUCGACAACAUCAUCGACAACAUCGAGAACAGCCGCAAGGUCAUCUUCGUCCUCUCGCGCAGCUUUGUUGACAGCGACUGGUGCAAUUAUGAGCUCUACUUUGCCCACCAGCGGGCCGUGGGCCUUAGCUUCGAGGACGUCGUGCUGGUGGUGAAGGAAGCCAUUGACCUGCAGGCGUUGCCCAACAAAUUCUGCAGGUUACGGAAGAUGCUGAGCACAAAGACUUACCUGGAGUGGCCUUCAGAUCACAACCGGCAGGCCUUCUUCUGGGUCCAGUUGACAUCUGUGCUGGGUAAAGCCGAGCCAGUCAACUCAGACCCAAGUAAUGACCUGACUGAUGUGAAUGGGGCAGUUGACAGUCCUCUUGAGAUGGGUCCUAUAGCUGAAGAAAACUGUAUUGGAUGUAGCUGAGUUAGGCAAGGAUUAACUCAAGCCAAGUCUCAACCACUAGACUUAUUGUUCGGUCAUCUAUGUCUGACUUAGAAGUGUUGAGGUCAAUGCAAUAAGAUGCUUCUGGUGUGGAGGUGGGGGGAGGAAAGUGAUGGAGCCUAGGAAUUGGGCUUCCUCUUGGUCCAACUAGCCACCGCUGACCACUGACUGGCUCUCCUGGCAGAGAGGGAGCUGCUUUACUCAUUGCCUGCGAGUAAACCAAUAUCUUAAGUGGCGAUGCGAAGGACUGAACCAGAGACCUUCUGCCUGCAGUGCAUGUGCGUGACCACUGGGUGGUGCUUCCUUCCCAGUUAAGCUGACUCUUGGUGUAAAUGACAAAAUAGGAUUAUGCACAAGAAGCUGCCUUAUACUGAGUCAGGCCAUUGGUUCAUCCAGUUCAGUAUUGUCCACACUGGUUGGCAGAGACGGGUCUCCAGAGUUUCAGACAGGGGCAUUCCCAGCUCUGCCUGGAGAGGUGAGGGAUUGAACCUGGGACCUUUUGCUCUGCCGGCUGAGCUAGAACUUUCCUCCUAAAACUAAAUGCAAGAUUCUAGUCCUCACUGGAUUGAUUUAAAUAAGAACAGAAGGAGCUGCCUUAUAUUGAGCCAGACCAGUGUUCCUUUGACUCAGUAUUGUCUACACUGAUCGGCGGCAGCUGUCCCAAGGUUUCAGGCAGGAGUCUCUCACAGCCCCACCUGGAGAUGCCUUCAGGGAUGGAACCUGGGGCCUUCUGCAUGCAAGGCAGGUGUUCUGCCACUCGGUUUAUGGCUCUUCCCCUAACCCUUGGGAGAUAAGUUUUCUACUGCAUUUAAAAGGAGGAAAAGAUGGAGGGAUUCCCUUUAGAAAUGUUGCUUUAAAGGAGAAUAGCCUGGUUUAUGAGGGAUGUUGAAGGAAGCUAGUUCUGAAAAGUAUCAAGACUCAGGAGGGGCAGGAUUGACCCCCCAGGAUCAAGGUAGGUGGGUUGUCAAGGUAGCAGUGAUUCACCCUCCUUUGACAUUUCAUGCUCAAAAGUCUCCAGCUAGUGUUCUAUUUGUGUGGCAUUUGUUUUUGUGUUAUAUAUAUCUUAUUUUUUUAAAAUAAACCAAGUUUGCUCCA
This is a messenger RNA of Podarcis lilfordi (Lilford's wall lizard), 8794 nucleotides long. The record is from the annotation of a GenBank genome assembly. Lineage: Eukaryota; Metazoa; Chordata; Lepidosauria; Squamata; Lacertidae.